This is a messenger RNA of Oncorhynchus gorbuscha (pink salmon), 3903 nucleotides long. RefSeq names its product sodium/hydrogen exchanger 6-like. The transcript has 17 exons. Bases 76 to 2337 code for a protein of 753 amino acids. Gene Ontology annotation, biological process: regulation of pH; sodium ion transport; proton transmembrane transport. The record is from RefSeq and is a predicted model, not a curated record. NCBI's taxonomy places the organism in Eukaryota, Metazoa, Chordata, Actinopteri, Salmoniformes, Salmonidae. Gene Ontology annotation, molecular function: sodium:proton antiporter activity. Gene Ontology annotation, cellular component: recycling endosome; membrane.
GCUGUCCGACUACUAGUCCAGCCAGCUAGCUACCAACUCAGCUAUCUGGUGUCUGAUAGUCAUCACUGUCUAAUCAUGGGACUAAAACCAAAUUCUGCUCUAAAGGCGUCGAAGACAUUGUUUGUUUUAUCUUCACUGUUUACAUUUCUUUUAGUGGGUAGUCAAGGCGAGAAUACUGCUAUGGACAAUGUUGCUACUGAGAGGAGGGCUGAGGAAAGCCAUAGACAAGACAGUGCCAACCUUCUUAUUUUCAUAAUGCUCUUAACUCUCACUAUUUUAACCAUUUGGCUGUUUAAACACCGUCGCUUCAGGUUUCUACACGAAACAGGACUGGCAAUGAUCUAUGGUCUGCUGGUGGGGGUGAUCCUUCGUUUUGGGGUUCAUGUGCCACGAAAUAUGAACAAUGUGACUAUGAACUGCAGUGUGAAUGCCAGCCCAGCAACUCUUCUGGUCAACGUCAGCGGGCGCUUUUAUGAGUACACACUGAAGGGUGAAGUCAGCACCGUCAAGGGGCAUGACGUGCAGGAUGAUGAGAUGCUCAGGAAGGUGACCUUUGACCCUGAAGUAUUUUUCAACAUUUUGCUGCCUCCAAUCAUCUUCCAUGCUGGCUACAGCUUGAAGCGGCGACACUUCUUCAGGAAUCUGGGGUCCAUCCUUGCCUAUGCUUUCAUGGGGACAGUCAUAUCAUCUUUUGUCAUUGGGCUGGUUAUGUAUGGCUGUGUGACAUUAAUGAAGGCGGUUGGACAGUUGGGAGGGGACUUUUUCUUUACUGACUGCCUCUUUUUUGGUGCCAUUGUCUCAGCCACAGACCCAGUGACAGUACUUGCCAUAUUCAACGAGCUGAAGGUGGAUGUGGACCUGUAUGCCCUGAUGUUUGGAGAGAGUGUACUCAACGACGCUGUGGCCAUAGUUCUAUCUUCAGUUCUUCUGCAUUACGAAAAGCAGAGCAGGCAGGCCCGGGAUGGCCAUGGAGAGACCACAGCAUUGGUAGAGGAACAGGGGAUCCCCCCUAGCUCCAUAGGUGCCUAUCGGCCAGCCGGGGACAACAGCCACACGUUCGACGCAACAGCCAUGAUCAAGUCUUUUGGCGUGUUCCUUGGGGUCUUCAGUGGAUCCCUUGCCCUUGGUGUGGCCACCGGAGUCAUGACUGCACUGGUCACCAAGUUCACUAAGCUGCGUGAUUUUCCCCUGCUGGAGACGGCCCUCUUCUUCCUCAUGUCCUGGAGCACUUUCCUGCUGGCCGAGGCCUGUGAAAUGACUGGUGUGGUGGCCGUGUUGUUCUGUGGGAUGACCCAGGCUCACUACACGUUCAACAACCUUUCUCCUGACUCCCAGGACAGGACCAAACAGCUAUUUGAACUCCUGAACUUUCUGGCGGAGAAUUUCAUAUUUUCCUAUAUGGGCCUGACACUGUUCUCCUUCCAGUCCCAUGUGUUCAACCCCUUGUUCAUCAUUGGAGCAUUUAUUGCAGUAUUCCUUGGCAGGGCAGCCAACAUCUACCCCCUCUCUUUCUUGCUCAAUUUGGGCCGUAAAAACAAAAUUGGAUCUAACUUCCAACAUGUUAUGAUGUUUGCAGGCCUGCGGGGGGCUAUGACCUUUGCCCUCUCCAUCCGGGACACGGCCACGUACGCCCGGCAGAUGAUGUUCUCCACCACCCUCCUGAUCGUCUUCUUCACUGUGUGGGUGUGUGGAGGCGGCACCACCCCGAUGCUCUCCUUCAUGAGUAUACGUGUGGGAGUGGACUCGGACCAAGACAGCUCACAGGUGACUGUUUCGGAUGGAACGCAACAUAGGAACACCAAACACGAGAGCGCCUGGCCUUUCAGAAUAUGGUACAAUUUCGACAAUACCUACCUGAAACCCCUGUUGACUCACAGCGGCCCACCCCUCACUGCCACCCUGCCUGCCUGCUGUGGCCCCUUGGCUCGCUGUCUCACCAGCACUCAGGCAUAUGAGAAUGAAGGGCACCAGCACAAUGAUGAUUCUGACGAACUGGUCCUGAACGACGGCAAUGCAACCAUGUAUGGUGAUGUCACAGUGAGCACCGACGCAUCGGGCACCCUCACCACCAACCAUAAACACCUGUCUGCCUCCACCAUGGGCAUAACCUCAGAGGAGGCCCUGGACCAGGAGCUGGCGUUUGGGGAGCAUGAACUGGUCAUCAGGGGAACACGUCUGGUCCUGCCCAUGGACGACCCCCCUGAACCCACUGUGACCCUGCCACCUCCCCCCACCUCCCCCCCACCUUUCUCAGAUCCCUUCUCUGAUCCCUUUUCAGAUCCCUUCUCUGAUCCCUUUUCAGAUCCCUUCUCCGAUCCCAGACGCAACAGACUCUAGAGGCCAAGGGCUCACCUUUUCUGUCUAGCCAUCCCUUGGUCUUGAACAACCCCUGCUUUGAAAAGCAAAAUUGGUUGUGUUAUGUGGUGGUCUUUACCCAUGCCUGCCUCUUUCUCCUCUGCCCAUUCAUGUAUUUGUAUAUUUUAAAAAGUACAUCCUAUAUUUAUUUCUGUAUUUAUUUCCUCUGUAUUUAUAUGUCGAGGUCUUCAUUGUUGCCCCACAGGGAGUCGUCGGGGGUUUCAAGAGCCGUGCUUCCUUUCUUUUUCAAAACAUGGAAACAUAAAUAUGAAUUUCAGUGGUGAUUUUUAUGUCAUGGGAGCAGUUUAGGGUGCACUUUAGUUGCUAGUAAGUUGUGAAUAAUAAGUUUCACUCAGUUCUCCUACCUGACUGCUACUGGCUGAUGUGAGGGUCAAUAUUUAAGUCAGAGGCAUCUGUAUUGGGGGCUCCAGGAUGCUGAACUGUUUUAAACAAGUGCCUAAUUAUAUAUAUUUUUUUCAAUUUAUGCAGAUUUGUACAUAUUCAUGAAUAAUUUACAGUAAAUCAUUUUGAUUAUUCUAACUUGCAACCCAGAUCAGUGUAAUACCAAGACCCUACGGAAUACAAUGCAAUAUUGUACUAUGAACCUUUUUCCUUAAAUUGUAAUAUUCAUUAGUUGUAGUUGAUUGAUAUACAUUUGCAAAUGAAGCCUGGUGGAAAUGAUUAAGAUAUGGUCAUUACUUUAAAUGAAAUAUUGACAUUUUCAUAAGCAGAUUUCUAAGUCUGGAGAUUCCUGUCACCUCCACUCUUGCUGUGUGAACGACCAGGCCCUUAACUAUAAAGCAGAUGCCUUGAUACUGAAUCUAAAGACCUGAGCAGAAAGCUGUGGCGAAGGGUUUGGUACAAUACUGUACAGAGCUGCUUUCUAUGGACUCAGUCCAGUCCAGGCUGAAUGUGUGUAUGGGCUCUAAGACAGCUAGCUGGAACUGUCACUCUCUGAGCUCCUGCUAUGCAGGAUUAGUUUUUGUUUGCAAAGAAUUAUACCUGCCGAACCCUUUCUUUCUCAGUCAGGUGGGCAGCAACUAUGAACAGAUUUUUGCGCUUUAUUACAUAUAAUUUGUUUGCAUUUUGAUCUUUAUUUAGAUUGAGCCACUUGAGCUUAUGUUGAAAGACCUGACUAGAAUGCAACCCUACCACUGACAGUAGCUAGAGUAACCACAUGUGAUGGAGGCAAUGGUUCAUAUAGUCUAAACUCCAACUGGAACUAAUCUAGUCUGUAAAUGGGAUUGUAGUUCAGCUCCGAUAUUUAGCAUAGUAAUUUAAAGCUCAGUUGUUAAAGUAGCAGAAAAUUCAACCUGAAAAGGUGAGGCAGCCUUUACUUGUUCCAACAGUAUUUGGAUGUAUGAUAUUGAUGUAGCUAUAUUUUGUGAAAAGUUUGUUUUUGUUAAUGAAAUGUGAAUUCUACAAAAUACAGUUAAUUUGGAUGUGGGGAGAGACAAAGUUAUGAAAAGUCUCAAUGUACAGUAGCCUAAAUACUAAAUAUGUGAAUCUAAUGUGAAUGAAAAUAAAUUAUUCUAUUAGGCUACAAAA